AAAUAGGGAAAAGGCCUGGCUUGCUACAGCUGGAAUCGGAGCUGGAAUCACUGCUGCAUCCCAACAGAUUUGCUGUGGAAAGAAGAGACUCUCUCUGGAGCUAGCGUUUCCUUCUCAAAAGUCUAUUGUACACCAAAGUGGAUGAAACAGUGCAAUUUGGAGCAGAACAUGGCAAAUACAUUUGUCACAGUACCUGAUGGGUACUGUCUUGCUGAGCCCAUACAGUAUUAUGAUGUUUUACCAGAGCACAUCAAUUAUCAGCUGCAAGACACAGAUUUUCAGAGUGCUCCUUACUGCCAAUAUUCCACAGUUCAAUAUCCUCCUCAAGUACUACAGUCACAACCUUCACAAUCUCAAUACAGUACAUAUAGCCUGGACUCUCAAUACAGUGAUGGGCAGUAUAUAAUCAGCAACUGUGAAUUUAACAAGCCCCAUUUCAUGGCUUCCCGCAUUGAUGACAGUGGAUAUCAAGGACUAAAAAGGCCAAGAUUAAAUCAUUCCUCCUUGCGAAUGAAGGGACAGGAAGAACUCUGUGUGGUGUGUGGUGACAAGGCCUCAGGCUAUCAUUACAAUGCACUUACCUGUGAAGGUUGUAAAGGCUUCUUUCGACGUAGCAUCACUAAAAAUGCAGUGUAUCGAUGCAAGAAUGGUGGUCACUGUGAAAUGGACAUGUACAUGCGAAGAAAGUGUCAGGAAUGUCGCUUGAAGAAGUGUAAGGCUGUGGGAAUGCUAGCAGAAUGUUUGCUGACUGAAGUACAGUGCAAGUCAAAGCGACUCAGGAAAAAUUUCAAACAGAAGAGCAGUUUUCAUUGCAACAUAAAACUAGAAGAUGAGGGACUGAAUAGUAAGCAUGUAUCAUCUACAACAAGAGCUGGAAAAAUCACAGAGAGGAUGGAACUCACGCCAGGGGAACAUCAACUUCUUGACCACAUUGUAGCAGCACAUCAAAAAUACACAAUUCCCCUUGAGGAAACAAAGAAGUUUCUACAAGAAACUGCAAGUCCAGAGGAAAGUUUUCUGCGUCUCUCCGAGACAGCAGUUGUUCACGUACAAGUGUUAGUUGAUUUCACAAAAAGACUCCCAGGAUUUACAAGUUUAGCUAGCGAAGAUCAAGUUGCACUAUUAAAGGGGUCAACAGUUGAAGCAAUGUUUUUGUGUUCAGCCCAGAUAUACAACCAAAAAAACAGUGAAUGCCCAUCAACAAGUGACAGUCACAGAAGAUUUGCUGAUCAUGUGACAUGUUGCCACGCUCAAAACCUUGAUAAGAACACCAUUUAUUCCAUGGAAAUGUCUCACAGCGAAGACAGCCCAACUUCCACGACGACCACAGGUAUAACUGAGGAGUUUAUUACUGCGCUGUUUUACUUCUACAGAAGCAUGGGAGAACUUAAAGUGACAGAGACAGAAUAUGCCCUACUCCUUGCAACGACCAUCUUUUUUUCAGACCGCCCGCUCCUGAGGGACAAGCGGCACGUGGAGGAGCUGCAGGAGCCGCUCCUGGACAUCCUCUACAAGUACUCCAAAAUCCACCACCCCGAAGACCCUCACCACUUCGCCCGCCUCAUCGGACGCCUCACGGAACUACGCACGCUCAACCACAGCCACGCGGAGGUGCUGGUGACGUGGCGGAUUAAGGACCCGCGCCUGACUUCCCUGCUCUGCGAGAUCUGGGACCUGCACUAGGGCUUUGGCAAAUGCUCGGGUGAUGAUUUUAAUUUGCCCUUUGUAAUGACCAGUGCACCAAACCAUGAUGAAAUCGCUGAUUCAGAUGCAAUUUCAAAGCAAGUAAAACUUUGGUCUGAUGUAGAUGAAGAGAGUAUAGAAACAAUGAAUGAAUUGUAUUCAAAACUCUACAAAGAAGCAGAGAAGAUUAAGAGAUGGAAAGUAACUGUAGAAUCAGAACUGAAGCAGAAAGAAAGAAAAUUGCAAGAAAAUAGAAAGAUUAUUGAAGCACAGCGUAAAGCCAUUCAAGAACUGCAGUUUGAAAAUGAAAAACUAAGUUUAAAACUUGAAGAUGAAAUAUGUGAAAAUAAGGAUCUUAUAAAAGAAAACAGUGCUUCAAAGCAUAUGUGUAAUCUGCUCAAGGAAACCUGUGCUCAUUUCACAGAGAAGUCCACCAAAUAUGAACAUGAAAGAGAAGAAACAAGACAACUAUAUAUGGAACUUAACAACAACAUUGAAAGGAUGAUAAUGGCAUUUGAAGAACUUCGUGUGCAAGCAGAGAACACCAGACUGGAAAUGUGUUUCAAAUUAAAAGAAGAAUCAGAAAAACUGGACAAGUUUGAAAAAGAAUACGAACUGGAAGUCAGUAUGAAAGAAAAACAGAUAUCAGACUUGACCAUACAGAAUGGUGAAAAAGAUGAAAUAAUAAGAAAUAUCAAAACUCAGUUACAGGAAUCCAAAAGCAAGAUUGCUGACUUAGAAGAAACAACAAGAUAUGAAGGGAAGAUGUUAAAAGAAUCCCAGAUCAUUCAGGAUCAGUUGAGAGCAGAACUGGAAGAAGCUAAAGUUUCGUUGCAAAAGACAGAGAAUAUUCAGAAGAGCUUAGAAACUGAAUUGCAGACUGCAGUGAAAACAUUAAUUCAGGUCACUGGAGAAAAAGAAUCACAGAUGGAAGAAUGUAAAAAAACUAAGGCUCUGCAUGCAUCAAUGGUAGAUGAAUUUGAAACUUCCGUUUCCAAUUUCAAAAGUUUACUGGAAAAAGAACAAAAUAGAUUGAAGAUAUGUGAAGAUGAGUCGAAACUGCUUACGUUGGAGCUCGAAAAGAAGUGUUCAGAACUAGAAGAGAUGACUAAAUUAAAAUGUGACAAAGAAAUGCAACUUGAAGAGCUAUCAGUAACACUGGAAAAAGUUCAAGGACUUCUAGUGGAGAAGAAGUAUCUUGAGACUACUGUUGAACAACUGGAGGAGAGAGACAAGGAAAUGAAAAAGAAUCUCCAAGUUAGAGAGAAGGAAAUAUGUGAUUUGAAAGUACAGCUGACUGACACAAUGGAAAACAAAGAAGCUUGCUUUAAACAGGUUAUGACACUGAAUGCAGAUCUUGAACAGAAGAUGCUAAGGAAUGAGCAACUAACAGUGGAUUUCAAUAAGCUUUUAUUAGAAAAGGAGCAGAUAGCACAGGAGAAAAGUUAUAUAGCUGCAGAACUCAAGAAACUACAAGUAGGUUGUGAGGAUAACAGAAAACAAGAAGAAAAUACAAGGAAGUUAUUAGAAAACCUGGAAGAAGAAAACAGCCAGUUGAGAAAUGAACUAAAGUCCUUGAAGGAGAAGAUGGCAAAGAAGGGUGAAGAAAUUAAAAAUAAACUGGAUGAAAGUGAAGAAAAUACUAGAACUAUUGAAAAUGAAAUUUCAAGAAAGGAAAAGCAGUUGAAGAUUCUAGAAAAUAAGUUGAAUAAUUUAAAGAAGCAGAUGGAAAAUAAAACCAAAUAUAUAGAAGGCCUGCAACAGGAGAAUAAGGUGCUGAAAAAGAAAAUUACAGCAGAAAUCAAGAAAACAAGUAUUUAUGAAGGGAAGGUUACUAAAUUACAAUUAGAGAUAGAAAAUGUGAACAAGCAACAUAAGGACACAGUUGACAUUUAUCAAAAAGAAAUUGAAGCAAAAAAACUAACUGAAGAUAAACUUCUUGAAGAGGUAGAAAAGAUGAGGUUGCUGGCUGAUGAAGCAACAGUAAUACAGAAAGAAACUGAUAUCCGAUGUCAACACAAGAUUGCUGAGAUGGUUGCACUUAUGGAGAAGCACAAGCAUCAAUAUGAUAAAAUGGUUGAAGAGAAAGACACAGAAUUAAAACUUUUUAAGAUAAAAGAGCAUGAACAGUCAUCAGAAAAAAGAUCCAUGGAAAGUGAGUUAUUGCAUUUGAAAAGUGAACUGGCAUGCCUUAAGGAACAGCUUAAAGCUGAAAUUGAAGAAAAGAAGAAUCUUGCCAAAGAACAUCCCAAAAAUACAAUUCCCGAAAAAGAAAAGAAGCACAAGAAAAUACAGACUCACCUCCCUGAGACUCCUAAACCUCACUUAGAUCUGGAUUCUGCAUCUAUCGAGUCAAAAAAAAGAUCAUCUCCAAAUUAUAUUCCUAUAAAAGUCAAUGUAGUGGAAAAUAAAGAAACUUCUCCUUCAGGACCUGCAAGAAGUACCUUGUGCAGUCCAUCGUUAAAGAAAUAUGUUAUAAAAACUCCUCCAGUGCAUAAGCUGCAAAAUGAAAGCACGAAUUGGCUUUCAGAAGGAUGUGUGAGGAAGAAGCAAAAAGUGCUUCUGCGAUUGGAUGCUCAGUCAGAUAGCUCUGAACAAAGUGACCUCCUGAGCAUAGUUUCAGAUGAAGAAAUCUGUAAAAAAUUAUACCAAGAUUAUCAUCAAACUUUGCAGUUAUGUACUAUGACACCGAAAAAGAAACCAUUAACAUCAAACGUGAAAACUACAGGCUCUGCACUGAAAAUGACAAGUAUGAGGAAAAUGCGAGAGGCUGGAUGGACUGAAGUUUCUAAAAUGGACAGGAAAAGAAAAAUGAAAGAAGCUGAAAAACUCUUUGCUUGAAAUUAAUAUUAUUUAAUUAGUACCCCACAAUUAUUAUUCUUUCAGAGUUGGUACACUGUUGCAUUUUUUCUGUCUUAUUCAGUAGAUAUUCAGUAUUCAGGAUUUCCAUUUAUUUCCUACAUAUGAAUAAUCUUGAUAGAUAUAUAACUUCAUCCACCUGUACAGCAUUUCCUGUAUUUCAUUCUCUAAGCAAUAAGAAGCCUUGAGACAAAAAUUAGCUCAUUUUUGA
Messenger RNA from Nothoprocta perdicaria, 4753 nucleotides. It is a transcript of the gene SYCP1, whose product is annotated as synaptonemal complex protein 1. Gene Ontology annotation, cellular component: male germ cell nucleus; central element; synaptonemal complex. The transcript has 41 exons. Gene Ontology annotation, molecular function: double-stranded DNA binding; sequence-specific DNA binding; zinc ion binding. NCBI's taxonomy places the organism in Eukaryota, Metazoa, Chordata, Aves, Tinamiformes, Tinamidae. The record is from RefSeq and is a predicted model, not a curated record. Gene Ontology annotation, biological process: regulation of DNA-templated transcription; meiotic DNA repair synthesis; lateral element assembly.